GAAUCGAUCGGACGGCAGUUUGUCGAGUACCUACCUGUCAACCUCCAACCAACAGCGGCGGGUAUUGCAGAGGCGUGACGUGACUCAUACAUCUCAGUAGAUAUGCAACCCCUGUAUCACGAAUUGACACCGCAUCCAUCGCACGUGAGAAUCGAGAUCAUCGAACAACCCCAGCAGCGGGCCACCCGGUUCCGGUAUGAGUGCGAGGGUCGCUGUGCCGGAUCGAUUCCCGGCGUGAGGUACAGCGAUCGGCUCAAGAGUUUCCCGACGAUUCGAGUGGUGGGCUUCAACGGUCGAGCAAAGGUCCGGGUGUCUUGUGUUACGGCCGGCGUACCGUACAGGGUUCAUCCGCAUGGACUCGUCGGACGGAACUGUAGCGACGGGAUCUAUCAGAACGUUAUCGAAGACUGUCGACUGAACUAUUCGUUCAACAAUCUGGGCAUCCAAUGCAUCAAGAAGCAACUGAUUCCGGACGCAAUCCAGAAACGGCAAGAGCUCGGAGUUGAUCCGUUUCAAGAGGGCUACAAUCAUAGUCAUUCUUUGAAUCAUCAUGAGCUGAGUGCGAUUCGUUUGUGUUUUGAGGUUUUCCUGGAAAUCUCUUCAACCUAUAGCCGACCUUUGGAACCGGUUGUGUCCGAUGUCAUUUUCGAUAAGAAAACCUUGGAGGAGCUGGUAAUCUGUCAGCUUAGUAGUGUAAGCGCACCUGCCGCUGGAGGGAAGACAAUAAUUUUGACCUGCGAAAGGGUUACCAGAGAUGACAUUCAGGUACGGUUUUUCGAAAAAUCUGCCGCAGGACUGGUACUCUGGGAAGCUUUCGCUGACUUUCAACCAUCCAACGUACACAAACAGGUGGCCAUAACCUUCAAAACUCCACCCUACCUCAACAGUGAUAUAAAAAACGAUGUGCAGGUGCUAGUUGAACUGUUUAGGCCAUCAGAUAAGAAAACCAGUGAACCUAGGACGUUUACAAUUUAUCCUAAUCGAACUUUCAGUGAAUCUAAUAGUUCCUCGAAUGGUCCGCUGCCCGAAUUCAAUCAAUCGUUUGCGCUUUCUUCUUUGGCUUCGAGCACGCAGCUGGACUUGGACUUGGAAGCCACGAAUGGUCUCAGCGUUCCGUAUCAGCAACUUCCAACUUUGGAACUCAACGAUACAGCUAUGGACGAUGAGUUCCUGCAGAGUCUGAUGACUCAACAACAGCCACCGGGUUUCGGAAACGCGAUAUAUCCCGAUCAAAAUGGUUUUCAGUAUUCUCAUAUGUUGGAAACUUCCUCAAACCUUCCCAUAUCUAGCAGCGCGAGCAGUGCUGCCGACUACAGUAGCUAUGACGAAGUUAGCGACUAUCACGAAGCGGCUUAAAUGUGCUCAAAAUGGCGUCAUAAGCGUCAAAACUAAUCUUUUUUUGAAUAACCUUUAUAGUAUCGUAUGAAAACGAAAAAAUGGAAGUCGUUUCAGUGAGAACAGUGCACAGCAGAAUGUUUGUAGGGGGGAGUAGCGAGUAGUGGGCCCCAGGGACAUUUCGACAGUAAGUCGAAGGAGAUACAUAAUUAAACACAUCUGCCGUCAGCAUCUCUCAUCAAUAGCAUUUUUCGCAAAAAAAUACGAACUAAAAUUGUCAUCAUUUCAUGGCAAUUUUAGAUUUUCUCAAUGUUCUCAAUAUUCGAAUAACCGAAAUCAUUUUACCACAUAAUUGUUCGGUUCUGAUUUGAUAAAGUAGAUGUUGCACAAUUCCGCUUUAAUUAAAGUUAACAUUACCAGGAUUUUUCCCACAUGUAUCCGGGCCGGGUUAAUCUGAGCUACUUUAACUAUAAACCUGGACAAAUCCUGGCAAAAUUUAUUAACCAACAUCAAAAAGAAACACAGUUCAAUUCUUUUUUCUUCGGAACACAUCAGCAGAUUUGAAUCGAUUUAUGAGCCAAGAAUGGUUCAAGAUAAUCUUAAAAAAAAACUUGGUCAAACAAUUUCGAUUUUGGGUGCAAAAUGAAGAAAUUUUAACAGUUAAUUUAAAUAUUUUGUCGAUAUCGUAAACUAAGUGAAAAAAUCCUGCCAAAAAACGGGUAUUUUUUCACUAAUUAAAGCCGGACCACCGGUCCGGAUAGGAUCUUUCCCAAUUUUGAUAUCAAAUACCCGGACAAGUCGGGGUUGAAAAGGUGAUCUUUUAAAAAUAACUAGACUUGAACUUUUCCUCGAAGAAAAGGGUUCUUCAAUUUCUUUCAAUUCAUCAACAAGCUCAACUUACACCUCAAGUAAACCCAAUAGAUCAGAAUCUGUUUUUUUUUACAUUCACGUUCACCCGCGAUGUAAAUCAAAUUAUUAUGAACGUCUGUUAGUAUAGAAGAAAACAGUCAACUUGAUGAGUGAUGAGAAAUGUUGUCCGAAAAUCAGGCAGAUUCAUCAUCGUCAUGUUUAAUAUUUCAGCUACUAGACUCAACUUUUUAUUAAUGUUAGUGAAGGUCGAACUUGAUUCUACGAAGGCUUGAUUUUUUUGAUUCGAUUAUCCGUUCAGUUUUUU
Uranotaenia lowii is the source of this 2509-nucleotide messenger RNA. Its product is annotated as embryonic polarity protein dorsal-like. Gene Ontology annotation, biological process: regulation of DNA-templated transcription; innate immune response; non-canonical NF-kappaB signal transduction. Gene Ontology annotation, molecular function: DNA-binding transcription factor activity; DNA binding. The record is from RefSeq and is a predicted model, not a curated record. The transcript has 4 exons. Lineage: Eukaryota; Metazoa; Arthropoda; Insecta; Diptera; Culicidae. Gene Ontology annotation, cellular component: cytoplasm. Bases 103 to 1356 code for a protein of 417 amino acids.